CUGUUGGAAGCGAUAUAAAUGUUUUACGGGUGGGUCUGAUGAAUAAUGUUUUCGUUUGAUAAGACCCUCGUCCUUUAAAAUCUUUAUAGACUUGUGAGUCGGCAAGUGUCAGGUAUCCUUUACUUUCUCUUCCAAGUGGCAAUCUAUGCAUAAGCUGGUCUAAUGCAAUACUAAUCCUUUAAUUCACUUUUGUUGAUGUAUUAUAAUUCGUAUUCAAAUCAAAAAUAUAGCAUGUGUAAGUUGUAGACAACAUAGAAAGAGUUAAACAUCAAUUAGGUUACUCCAAUCCUAUUGAUAAUAUCUUGAUGAAUUUUAUGGUUUAUAUCUAUUCAAUAAACAAAAAUAUAUCUAACUAAAAUUAACUGUCAUUGUUGAUCACAUAAUAGUAAAAUGCUAGUUUUAGGGAGUACACAUGUCAAAUCGACUUUACUUUCUUUAUUCCUGGUCUUUAGGCUUUAAUUUACAUUUUUUCUGGUGAGUUAUCAUCUCCAAAAGAUUGGUUUUAAACAGUAAGUGAGAGGUCUUAUUAUGAAAUACCAUAUGUUUAAAUACAUGCACUUGGACAUUUUUGAUUUCUCGGUUUAAAGCGAGACGGACCCCUUCCACAUUUACAAAAAUUGUUAUUGACAUAAUGUUACUGACGAAUGAAAACUUGGAAUACUCUUGGAAUAUUCAAAGUUUGGAGGAUAUAUGCUAUGCGAAUUGCGAAGUCAGGAUAAUUAGCUGGCUUCUUGAAAAUUAAAACAGUUGUCUUCUAAAAUUUACGUCAAAGAUGUUCUAAAAUUUGUGCAAGCUCAAUAUAUAUAUAUAUCCAAAAAAUAAAGCAGCACAACUCGUAGACAUUUUGUUUUUUUUUUAAUUAAAUUUUAAUCUAGAUAUAUGAUUCAAUUGUUUUUUUUUUCAUUUUUCUUUGUUAUUUUGUUUUUUUAAUUCAUAUUCGAGUAUUUUGAAUAAAAUAUUCAAAUUAUCCAAAAAAACAAAAAUAAAAUAAAAAAACUUUACAAUUUUAGGUCAGUCACCAUCUCUAUAAUUAUCCAAACAAACUAAAAUAACUCAAAUUAAACUAAACUGAAUUUUAUUCACUUCCAAUAUAGGUCAGUUACUAGGUCCGAGAUCCGCUCUGGAUCUGUUCCAAAAAUAGGAUAUCGGAUUUGUCUGGAUCCUAAUCCGAAUAGUAAAAUCUUAAAUCCGUCAAAAUGAGAUUUGGAUCUGGAUAUCUUAAUUUUUAAGUUUGAAUAUCCGGAUCUAAAUUCAUAUUUAAAAAUAUAUUAAUUUUUUUUAAUUUCAUUGAUAUUUAUAUUUGGUACAUUAAUAUUUAUACAUAAAUUAGUCUUAUAAUAUUAUAUUUUAAUUUUUAUAAUAUUAUACACACUUAUAUAUAUUUAUAAAUUUUGUAUAAAUAAUUAAUUUAAGUCUUAUUUUAAAAUUUUAAUAAUUUAAAAAUUAUUAUUUUAAAUUAUGUUUACGAAUCCGGAUCCGAAUACAUGCGGGUUCGAAUCUGGAUAUAAAGUCCACGGAUCCGGAUACCGUAAAUUUUUUUGGAUAUACGGAUCUGUUCCACGCCUAUCAGUUAGCAUAUAUAUAUUACCAAACAAGCUAAAAAUACCCAAAUUAAGCUAAACUGAAUUUUAUUCAAUUUCAAUUUAAAUCCCAAAAUCCACAUGUAAGCUACUCAAAACUCAAAAAGACACUAAUCUGAACCAAACUGAUUAUUCAUAUGUCCACCCACACCUAUGCAUGUUGAAGAUAUGGUUAUCUCACAAUAACAAUCUCGAAUAUAUUGUAAACGGAUAAAACUCGUACUGGUCUUUGAUGGGUGAAACUGCAUUCCGGUAUGUUUGCUCCCAUUUUAUAAAUGAUGAGUUAAGUGUGAACUUUGAUUUCUUACUAUUUUAAAUCUUUUUCAGCCUUUUUGGCAACUAUUUUUGUUUGUUUUUUACAAAAUGCCAAAUCACCAUAUUUUGUGACAGUAUUUCUUUUGGUCGCAUCGGGCAUCUAUACGACUUAAAAUGCUAUCAAAACAUCAGUAAAUAUGGCGAGGUGGCCUCAAAACAAGGCUAAAUCUCAUUAUUCAGGAAAAGCAUUAAUGUGAUAUUGAAAGCCGGUUUUAUAUAAUAAGGCAAAGUUUCGUCGGCUUUAGUUUCGGGUUUAUAUCUUCAUCCCGCUGAUCUUGUAAAUUUUAAUGUUGCAAUAUAAGUGUUCUAAAGUGAAAAAUAUAUGAUGUCAAAAAAGUGAAAAAAAUAUAAUAAGGCAAAGUUAAAUCAAUUAUUUUGGCAUGCUGUGAGGAAAUUGUUUUACCAAUAAAGUUAAUUUAUUUAAGAAUAUAGACUGUACUUCUUCUUCCAAAACUAUAUUCCAUAUUCUUUCCACGUGAACAUCUAAUCCAUAUAGUUAUGUCACCAUAUUCCAUUCCAUUUCAUCAUCACACAAAAAGAGUUAACGAAACUGUAUCUCGAUAUAUUCUGUACUUCUUAUCAAUCACAAACCUGGAUACAGCCAUCCAGGUUACCCCGGCCAGUUUAUUUCAGGAUUAGAUUAAUCCCAAAUAUAGAUAAAUUUCCUUAAAAAUGCUAUUAGAAUGUUAUAUUUAGAUGAUUGAAUAAUAAUAAAAGAAAAUUGUUUGAAUAUAUGGUAUCUCGAGAACCAUUAUCACAAAACGUUAAUGAAAUAUGUGACUAUUGCCGUUAUUCUAAAAAUAGAUGCCUGGUUCAUUGUAUAGUUUCGACUAAUCCGUACAUCAAUAUAUUUAAUAUAACAAUAUCCUUUGAGUUAAACUGAGAGAGCUAACUGAAGAAUGCUUUUAAAUUUUAAUCUAAGUUGAAAACGUGUGUUAAUUCCUCACUGUGAAAAACAAGCUGAUAGUUAAAGUAACAACAUUUUUCCAAUACAGUCUAUAAAUUCCCAAGAACCUGUGGAUUUAAUUUCACUUCUCAAAGAACUAAAAGCUUCUCUAGCUUUAACCUUUCUCUCUAUAUACAGGCAUGCAUGCAUAGAGCUUAGGAGAGAGUACGAAACAAAUUAAUUAGAAAAUUUGAAGGAUGGAAGAUUCGAUGAAGACUAAGAGCUUCGAAGAAAGUGAAGAGGUAGGGCUGAGAAGAGGGCCUUGGACUUUAGAGGAAGACACUCUUCUCACAAAUUACAUCCUCCAUAACGGUGAAGGUCGAUGGAACCUCGUCGCCAAAAGUGCUGGGCUAAAGAGAAACGGAAAAAGUUGUAGAUUGAGAUGGUUGAAUUACUUGAAACCCGAUAUCAGACGAGGGAAUCUAACUCCCCAAGAACAGUUUUUGAUCCUUGAGCUGCACUCUAAAUGGGGUAAUAGGUGGUCCAAGAUUGCACAGUACUUACCAGGAAGAACGGACAACGAGAUCAAGAACUAUUGGAGAACGAGAGUUCAGAAGCAAGCUCGACAGCUCAACAUCGAAUCCAAUAGCGACAAGUUCUUUGACGCUGUUCGUAGUUUCUGGGUCCCUAGAUUGAUCGAGAAGAUGGAGCAAAACUCAUUCACUAAUUGCUGUCCCCAAAACAACAACAAUAAGUCUCUUCUUCCUCCUCAAUCCUACGACUCCACGAGUACACAAACAUAUACAGAUAUCUCGAGUCAGAACCCGGGAUUGAGCAACAUAGAUGGUUCUAGUUCGAGUUCCACUUUCAUGCCUGAUCUCACGACAGUUCCAUACUUUAUAGAUCCCAACACCAUCAUUGAUGGUUCGAUGUGUAACCAGGAAGGCAAUUAUCAAGAACUCGGCGGAUAUAUUCCUGAGAUGGAGGAAUAUUAUUACAUGGGAAAUUCAGACAUAGGAACGGAAUGUCACGUGGCAGAAGCGUACGAGGAUGUCACACAAGAUCCCAUGUGGAACAUGGAUGACAUUUGGCAGUUUAGGGAGUAAUUAAGUCAGUCAAGAGAUGAGAGUAUGCUUAAUUAGGGCGGAGGGAGCCCACCACCAUGGUUAUAUUUUACUAUAAACUGCUAUGCUUAUUAUUCAGUCUAUGAUCCAACGUUGUUAGCUAAAUGUAUAGUGAUAGUUUGCAUAAGUCUUUGAAUUCAUGAUAUUUGUAUUUCCUAUGGAUCUUUAUAUAAUUUUUAUAAUGUGAAAUUUAAGAAAAGUACACAAAUUAUAUAUUUUAUGUAUAUUUAGAUUAAACAUUAACUAAAAUAAUUCACUGAUACAAAAUUUGCUUAAUUUUCUUUUAACGAAAACUGAGUAAAUUCAUUUUUUGCAUAAAACAUUUAAAAAAAAAAUCAUCUUAUAAAAAUGAAAGAAUAUAUAAUUUGAUUUUUUUUAUUUCGUAAAGGCAUAUUUUUAUUGUCUCAUAUAGAUAUAUAAGCAUAU
Brassica rapa (field mustard) is the source of this 4331-nucleotide messenger RNA. Its product is annotated as transcription factor MYB62. NCBI's taxonomy places the organism in Eukaryota, Viridiplantae, Streptophyta, Magnoliopsida, Brassicales, Brassicaceae. Gene Ontology annotation, biological process: regulation of DNA-templated transcription. The record is from RefSeq and is a predicted model, not a curated record. Gene Ontology annotation, cellular component: nucleus. Gene Ontology annotation, molecular function: DNA-binding transcription factor activity; sequence-specific DNA binding.